Molecule: messenger RNA, 1905 nt
Organism: Misgurnus anguillicaudatus (oriental weatherfish)
Lineage: Eukaryota; Metazoa; Chordata; Actinopteri; Cypriniformes; Cobitidae
Gene: cd226
Product: CD226 molecule
Biological process (GO): positive regulation of natural killer cell cytokine production; positive regulation of immunoglobulin mediated immune response; cytokine production
Cellular component (GO): external side of plasma membrane
Molecular function (GO): cell adhesion molecule binding
Source: RefSeq, a predicted model, not a curated record
UUGCAACCACUAGUUGACUGCAGACUUGCAGCUGUAGACAAAGUGUCUGUGGUUGACUCGACCUCCUGUCAAUGCUGUAUUCAUUCUGUCUCAGAAGAGCAAGAUGGUGGCAGUACAAAAGGAUUACUGGUACUUCAUGGUACUCAUGAUGUCGCUCUGUUUGCUUAAAGGUUCAUUUCAGAUGAAAGCUCCAGAAACUACAGUCACACUGCAGGAGGGAAUGAUUUUGGACUGCCUGUGCCCAUGGGACGGUCAGCUCACAAUGGUCUCUUGGACUAAAAAAUCUCUUUCGCAACCUUUAGCUGUUUAUCAUCCUCAGUUAGGCACCAACUAUGCCCCGUCUUAUGACGGUAGAGUGGCGUUUGUGAAAUCCACAACUAUGGAUGGCAGCAUUUCCAUAAUGAACGUUAGUCUAAGCGACAUCGGUCACUACCAUUGCUCUUUGCAGACCUAUCCUCAGGGAUCAUGGACCAAAGACACUUUUGUUGAAAGAAGAGCAAUCACCACCAACAACUUCUCUAUUCAACCUUAUACUGAGUUGGUGGUUGCAGAAAAUGACAACCUGACCAUUAAAUGUGACCACGUGCACGAAGGUGAGGUUUACCAAGUGAGCUUAGAAAAAGUGGAUCCCAAGGAUGGCAGCAGCAAUAUUAUAGCAACGUGUCAGAUGCUGAACGACGGUGUGGAGCUAAAGGAGUUCAGCAGUGAAGGAAGAGUGAACUGUAGUGAUGCUAUGGAGGUCAGUCUACAACUGACUAGCGUUAUUGAAGAUGAUGGAGGAUUUUAUCGUUGCAACUUCACUACAGAUGCUGGGGUCCAAUCCACUACAGUCCUGCUGACCACUCGAUCUGCCCAAGAGUUCAGAAGUUUUUGGAAUAUGCUGUAUGUGUAUAUUGGAGUAGGAGUGGCUGGUGGCGCUCUUCUGAUAGGUCUCGUGUUACUGGUGACGUGGGCGAACAAGCGGAAAAGAAAGAGAGAGGAGUACAGAAUCAAACUGCACCCCGACAAAAGACAGCGUAACCACUAUGAACACAGCUGCGUGUAUGACAGGAUGAAAAAAGGGACCAGAACUGGGGCAAGAGAUAAAGAAAUAUACGUAAACUUUCAUAUAGUGAAAGCGCAUGAGAAACACAAACGAAAACAGAAGAGAUAAACAAUCAACAUCCUGUGACUGUUCCCAUUCACACGAUGGACCAAACUGUAUCUGAAUACAAAACAAGCAUCAUUGCCGAAUAAUGGCACACUUUGGCACAUGAAUGUAAAUGGAUGUAUCAGAGGGGCAAAGAAGAAAUUCAUAAUAAUGCAAGAAACAGCAUAAAAGUCAUCAUUUGAUAACCUACCGUCAUCAUCAUCUUCAUUACAUUAACCAUUCAACUAACUCAAGUCUGGCCCCUUAACAUACAUUUCAUUGCAUAAAGCACUGGAUUUUGCUUAUGACCACAUUGGGGGAGAAAGUCCUUUUUGCUCCGUUAAGUCUGUUUGACAGGUAAUCUGUUUAUGGAGGUUUCUGGGUGAUUGCUUUAAAAGCCCUGUGUACGCUAAGCAUGGUCCAUUGUGAGCAACCAAAGUAACAUUUUAGUCACUCUAAUCAUCACAAGAUUGGACAAAAGUGGGGUUUUGAGUGGAUGAAUCCUCAAAAAAUGACAUCCCGUCUCAGUUUGAGCACAAUCAUGUUUUCUUUACAGAAAUGGAAGUACAGAGAAUGAGGAAUCGAAGACUCCAUUACUGAUAAGAGAACCGAAAAUACUUCAGCGCUUACAUUCAGUUCCAUGGCAGAGUUUUUUUUCUUUAUUUUCUUUGUGUGAAAUCAAGAAAAGUACAUUUUUAAAUUAUUUGAAUCAUUUGGUAUAAGAUUUGAUCUUGAUGAACUGCGAAACAUUUGCAGGAAUAAAAUGAAUCAUAAAU